Molecule: messenger RNA, 480 nt
Organism: Lithohypha guttulata
Lineage: Eukaryota; Fungi; Ascomycota; Eurotiomycetes; Chaetothyriales; Trichomeriaceae
Exons: 2
Coding region: 1-480 (159 amino acids)
Source: RefSeq, a predicted model, not a curated record
AUGCCCCCCAGCUAUUCGUUAUCAAAGAGACAAACUGUCAGUCCCUAUUAUGGCGAUGACGGCUGGUGGUACUACAGUGAGACGGCCUUCAUCAUCAAAUGGGUCAUUACUGCCCUGAUUGUCGUUGGCCUUCUCGCAUUCUUCGCUGGAGGAUACUGGCAUGUUCAGAGAAGGUUGAAGAAGAACCUGGCUCCAAAGCGAUAUCACAAGUGGAUGGUUGGACGUCGACAACGAGCCCUCUACCCACACCUCUUUCCCACAAAUCGACGAGUUUACUACCACCAAGCACCAUAUGGUCAUUCCCCAGCCAUGCCAAUGCAUAGCUAUGGUCCAGCACCACCUGCAUACGGCGAGCAUGACUACGUCCCUCCAUAUGCCCCUCCACAGGGAGCCUCAAAGGUCAAUCCGGACCAGAACUUCGAGCAGGUACCACUGUCAGGCCCUUCACAGCCGACUGCUAGUGCCGCCACGUAUCGGUAG